Molecule: messenger RNA, 3747 nt
Organism: Ixodes scapularis (black-legged tick)
Lineage: Eukaryota; Metazoa; Arthropoda; Arachnida; Ixodida; Ixodidae
Product: 2-hydroxyacyl-CoA lyase 2
Biological process (GO): L-valine biosynthetic process
Cellular component (GO): acetolactate synthase complex
Molecular function (GO): magnesium ion binding; acetolactate synthase activity; thiamine pyrophosphate binding
Source: RefSeq, a predicted model, not a curated record
GUUGACAAGUCUUCCAUCCAAAAUGGUGGUGAUCUGGUUGCUGAUGUUCUAAAGGCUCAUAAUGUGAAGUUCCUUUUCACGUUGAGCGGUGGCCACAUCUCGCCCAUCCUGGUGGCAGCGGAAAGGGAAGGCAUUCGUGUUGUGGACACACGUCAUGAGGUGUCGGCGGUCUUUGCAGCUGAUGCGGUGGCUCGCCUCUCUGGCAGCAUCGGCGUGGCCGUGGUCACGGCGGGACCCGGCCUGACCAACACAGUAACGGCAAUCAAGAACGCCCAGAUGGCAGAGUCUCCCGUGCUGCUUCUCGGAGGUGCUGCCGCUACAGCUGUCAAGGGGCGAGGUGCCCUGCAGGACAUUGAUCAGCUGUCGCUGUUCCAAUCGCUGUGCAAGUUCACCGCCACGGUCAAGACGGUCAGGGACAUUGUGCCCACGCUGCGCACUGCGCUGCAAAAGGCUCAGUGCGACACCCCAGGGCCUGUUUUUGUGGAAUUGCCCAUUGACGUGCUGUACCCCUAUGCCAUCGUCCAGUCCGAAGUUGGCUUCAAGGGAUCUCCCAAGGGCUUUGGCCAGAAGCUCGUCAAAUGGUACCUGGACUAUUACAUGCACAACCUGUUUGCGGGGGCCUUCCGGAAACGCGACGUUUCACCGCUGCCCGUGACCAUACCUACAGCGAAAUCUUCGCAAGUGCAAAAAUGUGCGGAGAUGUUGUCCCAGGCCAAGCGUCCCGUCAUCAUCUUGGGCAGUCAGUCAACGCUCCCGCCCCAUCCUGUGGACAGCCUCAGGGCUGAUUUGGAGGCCCUGGGUAUUCCCUGCUUUCUCGGAGGCAUGGCCAGAGGACUGCUCGGCCGUAAAAGCCCCAUCCAGAUGAGGCACUGCCGCAAGGAUGCCCUGGCACAGGCGGACGUCGUCCUGCUUGCAGGUUCUGUGUGUGACUUCCGUCUCUCCUAUGGCCGUGUUCUCAGCAAGAAGUCCAAGAUUAUUGCCGUGAACAGAAACAAAGAUCAGCUGUACAAGAAUUCCGAUGCCUUCUGGAAGCCCGCAGUUGCGGUGCAGGCCGAUGUGGGAACAUUUCUGGCGGCUCUCAGAAAGUCCCUUCCUGGCUACCAGUGUGACCAGGCUUGGCUCGAGACUUUGCGGAACCUGGACAAUGUGAAAGACUCCAAGAACAGGGAGGCAGCUGGCGCUCCUGCCGACAAGCACCUGAAUCCCGUGAAGGUGCUGAGUGAGCUCGAAGAGGUCCUGCCAGAGAACGCCAUCCUGGUGGCAGACGGCGGCGACUUCGUAGGGACUGCGUCCUAUAUUCUCAGACCUGGGGGUCCACUCCAGUGGCUGGACCCGGGCGCGUUUGGGACCCUAGGCGUCGGCGGCGGCUUUGCCCUGGGCGCUAAGUUGUGCCGGCCCGAAGCGCCCGUCUUCAUCAUCUACGGAGACGGUUCCCUCGGAUACUCCAUGCUUGAGUUUGACACCUUCGUGCGGCAUAAGACUCCCGUGAUAGCCGUGGUGGGCAACGACGCCUGUUGGAUGCAGAUCUCGCGGGAACAAGUCAAGAUGUUCAAGAGUAACGUGGCCUGCGCCCUCGCCUACCUCAACUACCACCAAGCCGUCGAGGGUUUGGGUGCGCGCGGGGUCCUCCUCUCGGAUGCCGACGACAACAGGAUGCAGGACGUCUACAGGGAGGCGCUCAAGCUGUACGCCGAUGGACACAGCGUCCUCGUCAACUGCCUGAUCGGGAAGACGUCCUUCAGGGAAGGUAGCAUCUCGGUGUGACCGCACGUGUCGUUCGUGGUGUCCGAAGUACAACGCCCAGAGCGUCUUCGACUGGCGUGCUCACCACAUCCUCGAAGAUGAUCCCUCGAUUUUCGCCGACGAUGUCCCGGAAGUGUUGCGCCAUCGCCUGGCACAACCCUGAGGGUGGCGAAGCAGCGAAGGUGGUUGUGGCAUGUGCCUGUUCUACUGCAGGUCGCUCUCCAGCCUGACAGUCCACGGAAGCUUCUACAGCUAGGGGUUGGGACUCCUGCUUUUUUCCGGAGACUUCUACGACUGACUGCCCGGCGAGAUUGCGACGUCGGACAGAGCGACACUCCGGCUUUUGCGUCAUCAUCUGUUGUCACUUUGGAACCACUUUCGAUGCGUGGGCGGUAAAGGACGCUAAUUGCACCAGUCAGACACAUUCUGGGUAUCGUAUGAGGAGUGAUGUGGUGGGUGGGUCCUUAACUGAGCGAAAAUGUGCCAUGCAGUUUUGUGGAGGAAGGCAACCUGCUUCGACAAACGUAAGAAAAGCACGAUUUAUUGACCAAGGGUUAUGACUAGGGUUCUGUGUUUUCGGUAUAUACCGAUAAACCUUGAAAAGUAUUUCCCAAGUGGGCUCUAUCAAAAUCGAGGGAACCCGAAAACUCCCGAAUGGGAGCUGUCCUUGAAUGAGACUUCGUGGGAAAGCAUUUUUUUUGUGUGUUUUGAGUGUUGAUUUGGAACACAGCUCACAGUGACCUGUCUGCAAGGCUGAUGCUUUCUUUGGGAAGCAUCCCAUAAAUACACCUCCAAAUUCAAAGCAAAAUAAACCAUGAAAAUGUAGAAUCUUAGUGAUGAUCCUUAGGAAAUACCAAUAUAUUUGAAGCAAAUCACUAAUGUUAGAGACACCUUUUCUUGUGAAUCUUUGUGGAGUUUCUUCUAGGGUUCACUUUGCAGAUUGACAUGCACAUUGUAUAAUACAUUCUGAACAAAUGUGACUUGUUAUUUACAGUUAAAACUUGCUACAGGCACUUUAUUUCACUGACGUUUGCGAACUUUGUGGGAGUCGUCGUAAUUGACUCUCGCUGCUUGUUGGAUUUGAUGCAAGUGCCACAAAUUUCAAGACCUGUCAGUCGGCCCAGGUGCUGGAUACUUCCUGUACGAGAUUUUAUUUCUUCAGUGGUACGAAUAGCCUGAUUCACUGGACAUGCAUUAAAUGCUCAAUCGAAAGUUCAUUGCGGAACAAUAUUAUAAAUGUUACGUCCGUGAAUAAAGUCUAGGCACCACAACUAUACUAGGUGCUCCGUGUUGUAACGCAUAAAAACGGCGGAACCACAAUUUUUACUAUAGUACUUUGUUUCAGCUCGCAGUGAACUGGAGCGGACGCUAUGAGCCAUCCCAGCCUAUUCAGCGCUGUGAACGUACCAUGCGACCACAUGCGCCAUGCUUAGCUGUGCUCCACCGUUUUGGCCCUGAUGGCUCGUAGCAUCCGCCGCAGUCCAUCCUAAGGUGACAGAGCAUGCGGAGUGCAAGUUCGUCUGCUUCUUCUGCAAGGGUUGUGGUGAUGUAAGAACACCGAGCUCUGGUUGGCUCUGAUUGAAGGAUAGUGGGUAGAUACCUCGAGGCAGCUUGCUUUGAGGUCUACCCACUAUCCUUCAAUCGGAGCCAAUCAGAGAUCGGUGUUCUGACGUCACAACCCCUGCAAAAGAAGCAAACUUUUGCUUUGCAUAGAUAAAUAGGAAAGGCUGUAUGCAAAUGUUGCGAUAGAUGGCUGCAGCAGGACUGCAGUCGACAUGUAUUUUCAUACCCUAGAGCUUGUUUAAUGCACUUUAUAUUUCUAAGGAACGAUGGUAUUGUCGAUUUACGAAAUCGAGGUAGUUGAAGUUUGUGCAGUCAGCCCCGAAUGUAAGUUGGCAGCUGUUGCUCUCACAUGCAAAGAAAAAAAAAAAAAAAUAUGAAGUGUGAAUACUGCUGUUAUGUUGGGCGACUAUGGGUUCUGGAAAAUAAAUAUAUUUUUCAAAC